UUGAUUUUUUUUCAAAGCGCGAACUCGCCCGCACAUUUUACGGCGUAUGCACCCUCGUUAUAAAACAUGUUCAGUUUAUGUAAAAAAAAUAUAGUAAAAAUGUAGCUGGUUGUUGGCCAUGGAUGAUACACAUGGAGAUGAAGUAAAACAUGAUGAGCAUAGGAAGAAUGCUCAUACAGCUGCAGAACAGAAGCGACGAGAUGCCAUAAAGCAUGGAUUGCAGCAGUUGCAACAACUAGUUCCAGGUUGUAACCAGUCAGACGUUCACAAUGGAGUGGUAACGAAAACGAGCAAAGCUCAAGUUUUACAAAAAGCUAUUGACUAUGUAAAUUAUAUGGUAAAAGACAGAGACCGGAAAAAACAAGAAAUUGCUGAAAUGGAAAAAAAGUUAUCUGCUUUGAAAAUUAUGAAAGAGAACUAUGAACAGCUGGUUCGAACAAGCGAUGCCCCUGCUAAAAGCGAGAUCUCAGAUGAUAUCAAAUUUAAUGUGUUUAAAUACGUUAUGAAUGCUUUAUGGGAGUCAUUCAGUGUGACAGUUGUAAUCUCAAGCUUUCAGUCUUUAUCAGGAACUGUUAUAUCAUGGCUUGAAAGCUAUUGCAAGCCAGACAUGUUGAAGUCGAUUGUUGUGAAUGCUGUGCGAAGUACUUUGGGUUAAACUUGUAAAAUGACUGUUGCGUCAUACAGAACUAAUUUGAUUAUAAUUGGCAAAAUCUUUUCGCAUUUACAAGUAAACAUGUUAAAGUUGUUGCCAGAAAGUGUCAACUUUUGUAACCUAAAUGAAGAAAAACAAGUGUUAAUGUA
Hydractinia symbiolongicarpus is the source of this 801-nucleotide messenger RNA. RefSeq names its product max-like protein X. Gene Ontology annotation, molecular function: protein dimerization activity; RNA polymerase II cis-regulatory region sequence-specific DNA binding; DNA-binding transcription factor activity, RNA polymerase II-specific. The record is from RefSeq and is a predicted model, not a curated record. The coding region runs from base 119 to 655 and encodes 178 amino acids. Gene Ontology annotation, cellular component: nucleus. The transcript is spliced from 7 exons. NCBI's taxonomy places the organism in Eukaryota, Metazoa, Cnidaria, Hydrozoa, Anthoathecata, Hydractiniidae. Gene Ontology annotation, biological process: regulation of transcription by RNA polymerase II.